Molecule: messenger RNA, 1311 nt
Organism: Cucumis melo (muskmelon)
Lineage: Eukaryota; Viridiplantae; Streptophyta; Magnoliopsida; Cucurbitales; Cucurbitaceae
Product: probable F-box protein At4g22030
Exons: 1
Coding region: 1-1311 (436 amino acids)
Source: RefSeq, a predicted model, not a curated record
AUGGCUGCAUUUGGAAGUGCAAGCGCAUUGUAUUUCAAGAGUUCUUUGUCUUUACCGUCGUCUUUCUUCCCAGCUAGUUGCAGUGAAGGAGUUUGUAAAGCUACAAUGAGUUCGAGUUCGUCUAUGUUUCAAGCCAUUCCCAUGUCUCUCCAUAAGUUGCAAACCAGUGGCUUGGUUGAGAAACUGGAGACGGGAAAUGGGUUUAAAAUUUCAAAUUUUACUAAUCCAGUUGCUGACGGACGGUUAAACAGCAAUAUUCUGAGUUGUCCGGACCCUGUUGUGGCUGCGAAGUUGUAUGCGGUUAUGGAGGCCAUCACUGAUAGAGUGGAAAUGCAUCGGAAUGUUGGGGAGCAACGUGACAAUUGGAACCGACUCUUGCUGACUUCCUUGAAUGCAAUUACUCUUGGAGCUGCAACCAUGGCUGGAUUGGCUGCUGCAGCCACGACCAGUGCAUCAAUCACGGCACUAAAGAUGUCAUCAAUGUUGCUGUAUUUAGCAGCCACCGGGAUGUCGGUGGUGAUGAACAAGUUACAACCAUCCCAACUUGCUGAAGAACAGAGAAAUGCUGCAAGAUUGUUCCAGCAGCUUCGUUGUCAGCUUCAGUCCAAACUCUCUCGCGGAGAUCUCAACAACAACCAAGUAGGGGAAGCAAUGGAGAGAGUUUUGGCUUUGGAUAAAGCAUACCCUCUCCCUUUAUUAGGAUCCAUGAUUGAAAAGUUCCCCUCCACUGUGGAACCUGCAACUUGGUGGCCUCCACAGACGCAAGUACAUAAACAUAAGGAAACAAACACAAAGCUCAGUGGAAAUGGCUGGAGUAGAGAGCUAGAAGAAGAAAUGAGAGAGAUUGUUGGAGUACUGAAGAGAAAAGAUCUGCAAGAAUACUUGAGUUUGAGCCAAAAGGCCUUGAAAGUCAACAAGAUUUUAGCAGUUUCUGGUCCAUUGUUAACCUUGGUUGGAGCAAUUGGAUCUGCUUUUGUAGGUUCUUGUUCAGGGGCCUGGCCUGCUAUGGUAGGAGUUGUUGCAGGAUCUAUGGCAAGUAUUGUGAAUGCUUUGGAACAUGGUGGUCAAGUUGGGAUGGUGUUUGAAAUGUACAGGAACAAUGCAGGUUUCUUUAAGCUUAUUGAAGAAACAAUCGAAUCAAAUGUAAAUUUGAGAGACGUUCUUAAAAGGGAGAAUGGAGAAGUGUUCGAAAUUAAGGUCGCUUUACAAUUGGGAAGAAGUUUAACAGAACUCGAGCAAUUGGCUGCAUCAAAUUCAAGCAGCAGCAACGGCAGAGAAGAAUUGAGAGAGUUCGCAAGCAAACUUUUCUAA